Messenger RNA from Vigna radiata var. radiata (mung bean), 1927 nucleotides. RefSeq lists its product as uncharacterized. The coding region runs from base 808 to 1908 and encodes 366 amino acids. Lineage: Eukaryota; Viridiplantae; Streptophyta; Magnoliopsida; Fabales; Fabaceae. The transcript is spliced from 2 exons. The record is from RefSeq and is a predicted model, not a curated record.
UCUGCUUAGUUUAGCAUAAUCUGGAGUCCCAUGUGCAGAAGGUUUGGGCUGUAACUCUGAUAUGGUGGAGAAAUUUAUUGUAACUGUUGUUUUUGGUGUUAGAGAUUAGGUGAAUCACUGUUUUAUUGCAGAACUAAAUGUGCCUUGCUGAUGUAUGCGUUAAUUUUCAAUGUGUGCAAAGGUCAAAUGUUUAGUUAGUCUUUGUCAACGUUGUAUUCUCUUCAGCUCCCAGCUGCUGACUCUCUUGAGCCUUCCAUAGAACCUUAUCUUAAACCCAUCAACCUCGUGGAGGCCUUGGCAGAACUUUACCACAGGCAAGAGUGCUGCCUUCAAUAUGAGAAAGCAUCACUCUCUGUGGAACAGUUCACUUUAUUGCGAGGCCUCGAGGACCAGAAGCUUCUUAGGAGAUGUAUCAGAACAGCACGGCAAAACGCUGGGAAUGUGCUUUCCAAGGGUGUGCUUUCGGCAUGGUUGAGGUUUGAGAGGAGGGAGGAUGAACUUGAGGGUUUGUCUUCAAUGGAUUGUGGUGGUUGUGUUAUUGAAUGUCCAAAGGGGAAUUUGGUGCAUGGGUUUAGUCCUUGUUCAAUCAAUGAUAGGUGCCAGUGUCUGCAAUCGACGAAACAGGAAACUAGCACAGAAGAAAGUGUGUGUUUGUCAGAUAGAUUCAGUUAUAUGAACAAUGGUCUUCUGUAGAUGAUGUUGGUUCUUUGGCUAUUAUACAUCAGAUGUUAGAGAAUGAUCUUGGAAAGAGUCUGCUGGAGUUUCGUCAGUCUAUACUCCUAUUGAGUGAGGAGACGCGAGCGAGUGAUGGAGGGAAGAGUAGUGGCGGUCGAAGGACACUUGGAGGCGGUCGAGAUUGCAAUCGCCGAGACGAAAGCAGACACAGGGGCUUUGCGACAGGAGACGGCGGCGAUACGACAGGACAUUCAAGCAAUCUUGAAAGCGAUGGGAGAAAACAAUCGCAGAGACCAACAACAGGAUGAGAGUCAAUCGUCGGUGAACGAUAAUAGGGGUGGACCCAACGGCGGAGGGGGAAGAGGCGGAGAAGGUAACCAAGGAGGGAUGACCCAUUGGAGGAAGCGGGUCGAGUUACCAGUUUUUGAAGGGGGCGAGUCCUGGGUAUGGAUAGGUAGAGCUGAGAAGUUUUUCGAAGUUCAGAAGGUGGCUGAGGAGGAAAAACUAGAAUUGGCCUUUAUUGGCAUGGAAGGGUACGCUGGAAGUUGGUUCCGAUUUUGGCGAGAGAAGACCAAGAACCUUUCUUGGGAUGGGUUGAAGAGAGCCCUGGGAAUACGAUUCGGGGGAGGAACCGGUGGGAUGGUGUACGAGAGGCUGUCGACCAUAAGAAAGGCGGGGCCGGUGGAGGAGUAUAUACGUGAUUUCGAAGUACUGAUUGGGCAAACGACCCAGAUACCCGAGGAGCAGAUAAUGGGCUAUUUCUUGUCGGGCUUGCAGGAAGAAGUGGGAGAUCAUGUCCGGCCACUUGACCCACUGGACUUGAUGACCGCCAUGCGAGUGGCGAGAGAUGUGGAGAAGUUGUGCACUACUUCGAAGACGGGCGGAGGAUGGGUGUCCAAGAAUCAAAGUUCUUGGGGAAAAACGUCAGGUGCGGUGGCGCGGGUGGAGUCGAAUCGCAACCCGACGGUGCGAGAAGGACCAGUUGAAAGUGUAGGGUAUGUAAAGAAAGGUGCGACCCAGGGGGGAAAUAACGUGGGAACCAGCGGCAGUGGAAGUGAUCAGAAUGUCCACAAUAUUCCGUACUCGGAAUACAUCAAACGGAGGGAAAAGGGGAGAUGUUUCACGUGUGGCGGACCUUUUGGCCCUGACCAUCGCUAUCCGGAGAGGGGUUUAAGGAUGCUAAUUUUGGUUGAAGAGGAGGAAGAGGCUGAAAACGAUGGAGACCUGAGAUGAACAUCGCUACAAUGGAGCU